Molecule: messenger RNA, 951 nt
Organism: Octodon degus (degu)
Lineage: Eukaryota; Metazoa; Chordata; Mammalia; Rodentia; Octodontidae
Product: olfactory receptor 51F2-like
Exons: 1
Coding region: 1-951 (316 amino acids)
Biological process (GO): G protein-coupled receptor signaling pathway
Cellular component (GO): membrane
Molecular function (GO): olfactory receptor activity; G protein-coupled receptor activity
Source: RefSeq, a predicted model, not a curated record
AUGGAAGCUCUCCCGAAUGUCACGUCCUCUCCCAUCAUCUUCCUGCUCACUGGCGUUCCCGGGCUGGAAGCCUUCCACACCUGGAUCUCCAUCCCUUUCUGCCUUCUCUAUGCAACUGCCCUCUCAGGAAACAGCCUGAUCCUCUUUGUCAUUACCACUCAGCCCAGCCUCCACACGCCCAUGUAUUAUUUCCUCUCCAUGUUGUCCACCACUGACCUCGGGCUGUCCAUAUCCACACUGGUCACCAUGUUGGGCAUAUUCUGCUUCAAUGCCAGGGAGAUCGGCUUCAAUGCCUGCUUGUCACAGAUGUUCUUUAUUAAACUGUUCACUGUCAUGGAAUCCUCCGUGCUGUUGGCUAUGGCUUUUGAUCGUUUUGUGGCCAUCUCUAACCCCCUCAGGUACGCCACUAUUUUAACCGAGUCCAGAAUAGCUAAAAUUGGAGUGGCGAUUGUCCUCAGGGGGACCCUGGUGCUCACACCAAUGGUUGCACUUCUUAAACGACUCUCCUUCUGCAGUAGCCACGUGCUCCACCACUCUUACUGUUUCCAUCCUGAUGUAAUGAAGCUCUCCUGCACAGACACCAGGAUCAACAGUGCAGUUGGGCUUACUGCUCUCAUCACCACUGCUGGGGUGGACUCCAUCUUCAUUGUCCUGUCCUAUGCUUUGAUCAUUAGGACUGUCCUCAGUAUUGCCUCCCCAGAGGAGAGGAAGAAAGCCUUCAGUACAUGUAUCUCUCAUAAUGGGGCUGUGGCUGUAUUCUACAUCCCACUGAUCAGUCUGUCCUUUGUCCACAGAUUUGGAAAGCAAGCCCCGCCCUAUGUGCAUACCAUGAUUGCCAAUGCCUACUUGCUGAUCCCUCCUGUCAUGAACCCCACCAUCUACAGUGUGAAGACCAAGCAAAUACGCAGGGCUGUGCUGAAAGCUCGCCAUUCCAGCAUGACAAAGACCUAG